This is a messenger RNA of Ilex paraguariensis (yerba mate), 1076 nucleotides long. NCBI's taxonomy places the organism in Eukaryota, Viridiplantae, Streptophyta, Magnoliopsida, Aquifoliales, Aquifoliaceae. The record is from the annotation of a GenBank genome assembly.
CAUUUCGACCGUUUUGAAACGAAAUUUUGAUCCUUGCUUGCAUGCUACCUCGUCAAAGAUCUCUUUUUAAUAAUCAACUUAGAAAAUUGUUUAGUAUAUCUUCGUGAAUUGAUCCAUAACCUAUGGUCUCCCAAAUUCUUCUUAAUUGAAUGUCAUCACAAAUAUGAUGCAUUUUUCAUAUUGUAGCAUUCAACCAAACUUAAUCCUUUUUAUGCCUUCCCCCAACUAAGUUAUUGGUUACAUUGUUAACUAAUAUAAACAGGCACUCUUUUAAAGUUCACCUCAAAUUAUUCAAGAAUUCCUCAUUGAUACCUAGUUCGGGAGAAAAAUCUUGGGAUGACUACUUACCAUUUCCUAGUUUUUGUUGAAGUUGUAUAAUGUCUAGGGCUUUGCACAUUUCACCAAAGCCAUACAGCAAUGUCUGUAACAUUUGAUGAUGCUUUUAGCAGUAGUGUCCAUACAGCAAUGUCUGUAACAGUUGAUGAUGCUUUUAGCAGUAGUGUGUUACCUGGAGUACCAUUUUUCCACUGUGGUGAUGAGAUGCUACGCUCAAAAUCACUAGACCGUGAUUCAUACAAUUCGGGUGAUUGGUUCAACAGGUUCGACUUUAGCUACAGUUCUAACAAUUGGGGUGUUGGCCUUCCUCCAAAAGAGAAAAAUGAAAAAAACUGGCCACUAAUUAAACCCAGAUUGGCAGAUUUGUCCUUCAAACCUGAGAGUAGCCACAUCCUUGCUGCCGUAGAAAAUUUUUCAAACUUGUUGCGAAUUAGAUAUUCUUCACCUCUCUUCCGUCUGAGGAAAGCAAAUUCUAUCCAGAUUUGGUGCUGAUAGCACACCCGUGGCCAGUGAAGUGCUUCGAAUUCAUCAAUCUGUUCCAAAUCUUGGUCGAUUGGGCUCGCCUUGCUAUUUCUUGGUCUUGGUUUGUUAUAUCUCUUCCAAAUUUGGUCACUCUGUCUGAUUCUAGAUCCGUGGGCUGGUUGUAUUGUUCCAGCUGAUCUGGUACUGCUCCAACAGAUUUGGUUCAUAUCUGUUCAUUCGCAACUUGGUUUGUUUCACCUGCUCGUCCAACAUUUUUU